Molecule: messenger RNA, 675 nt
Organism: Penicillium longicatenatum
Lineage: Eukaryota; Fungi; Ascomycota; Eurotiomycetes; Eurotiales; Aspergillaceae
Product: GNAT family N-acetyltransferase
Exons: 1
Coding region: 1-675 (224 amino acids)
Molecular function (GO): protein N-terminal-serine acetyltransferase activity; protein-N-terminal-alanine acetyltransferase activity
Source: RefSeq, a predicted model, not a curated record
AUGACUAGACAAUUUGGAGUACCUGUGGAUACGCAUCCCGCGAAACCACCACCAGCGGCCACUUUCAUAGGCCGCACAGUUCGUCUUGAAAAGCUAGACCCUCGACACACCGACGACCUCUGGGAAAGUAUAGGACAGCACACGGAAGUCUGGGCCUACAUCCCCGAUGGGCCUUUCCAAGACAAAGAAUCAUUCAUCCCAUUCAUAGAGCGACUCUCUAAGUCCCCUGAUCCGUAUCUAUACGCCCUCAUCGAUGCGCCAUCCAACAAAACAGUGGGAUUUUUCUCACUGAUGCGCAUCGACCAGAAGAACCGCGUAGUCGAGAUCGGCUACGUUGUUUUCUCGCCAAUGCUGCAGCGUACGACCGCUGCAACAGAGGCGUUCUAUCUUAUCGCGAAGGCUGUCUUUGAGGAUCUGGGAUACCGCCGUUUUGAGUGGAAGUGUGAUAGCCACAAUGAGCCGUCCAAAAAAGCUGCUGCUCGCUUUGGGUUCACGGCUGAGGGUGUCUUUCGUCAGCAUAUGAUGAUUAAGGGCCGGAAUCGGGAUACGGCGUGGUUUUCUAUGCUUGAUUCUGAAUGGCCUGCCGUGCGGGCGUCGUUUGAAAAGUGGUUGGAUGCGGCGAACUUUGUGAAUGGGAAGCAAGUCUCUUCGCUUGCUGCUUUGCGAGGGCAGUAA